UUUCGAGAAGUCUCUAUUAACACCUUUCUACGUUUACUUUUAAAGUGUCGUGUGUUCUCUGCGGUCGCGGGAGGAGGACACUCUUGGACAAGGCGGUGGUCGAGGGCGCACUGGCACAGCGCGGCGCUGCGUAACCUUGCGCGACGAGCACAUCUGAGGAGCUGUUUGGAGCGGUUGAAGGGCAUGGUGCCGUUGGAGCCCGAGGCGGCGCGCCACACCACGCUCGGCCUGCUAACUAAAGCCAAAAGGUUCAUAAAGAGCCUGGAAGAGCGGGAGAAGAGGCAUUCCUGCCACAAGGAGCAGUUAGCUCGCGAGCAGCGCUUCCUGCGCCGCCGGCUGGCGCAACUGAGCGGCGCGGCGCGGCGCGCGCGCUGCUCGCCCGGGGAGGCCUGCGCGCCCGCCUCGCCGCACGCCGCGCAUCAGCACUCCGCCCGGGCCGACUCCUUCUCCUCGGUGGAGUCCUCCUCCGGCGUGUCCACCGCCGACCGCUCGCCCUCCUCCGUCUCCGAGAGCGACGAGGUGGACGUGCUCGGCUACACGUCCAGCCCCAGCGACUGCGAGUCGCUGGCGUCGGGCGACAGCGGGCUGCCGCGAGCCGCGCGCCCCCGCCGCGCCCCGCCCCGCGCACCCACCCGCGCCCCCAGGUCCGGUCUCACUAUUCAUCAUAUACAACCAAGAAUCCAACUGACUGCACUUCUCGAUCCAAUUCAUUCGAGUCGCGCGGCCUCUUGUUGGCGUCUGCGCGACAUACAUUUUUAAUUAAAAAAAAAUGUUUUAUAAUAUACUAUUGUACUACAGCCGCAUCGCGGAACGCGCCAUCAUCGGCGGUAUUUCCCAAUGGAUACGACUGUGUCUUUGAAGAAGAGAACGUACCUUUGUCUCAGGGGGCGACAACGAUUGUGCCGCGACUCCGGUGUGUCGUACAGGGUAGCAGUGUUGUACAGCGGGGGUGUGUGAUGUGUUGCAGAUGGGGGCUGCCCCAGCCCGCCGCGCCCGCGCCCUCGCCCGCGCCCGCGCCCUCGCCCUCGCCCUGCCCGGCGCGGCCGCUCUAACCUGCCCGGACGACUCUGCACCAGCUGCUCCACACACACAACACACACACACAUCGUAUUGAGUACAAAAUCGCCAAAAAAAAUCUAUCACUUUUACUUAACCUUACACACUUAGUUAUUUAACAACCGCCCGCCGCUCAACUAGUUAAAUUUGCUUUUCUAAUUUCAUCAGUUAAGUAUGUUUAUUAUCACGCUAAGUGUUUCAAUAGGUGGAGGGUGCGGCGGCGCGCGGCCAAGGGAACCGCCUUUUAACUUCUGUUAUGUGCACAAAAAUCACAACUUGCAACGCGGAGAAUUUAAAUGUAAAAAAGGCGCCGGCGUGUCAAUUGUGUCCAUGGAGAGUCCUCGUGCACAUCCGCGGGAUGUCGGCGCCUGCCUUCUCACUUCCCUUCACUUCAAUCGCUUCUCCAAACCGAUCAAAAUUAGUAUCAUUUCUCGACAGUGGAUUUAUACACAAGGUUCCUUCUAACCUUUUACUUCUUCAUUUCUCUGGCACAAGUGCUACUUCCAGACUUCGUGCAAUAUACUCUAAUGGUAGCUGAUAUCUUGGCGUCCCUCCGCGGCCGCUUGCGAACUCGCCCCCUGACAUGCCAACCAUAGAACUUGAAAGGCAUCCCUGUGUCGGACCCUGGACUUUCCCCUUUUGAAAGAUUUUAUGUUAUUUCACAUUUUGUUUUAUGUAUUUACACUUUGUUUUUUUUUUUUCAAAAUUUAUCUUUCUUAUGUCCUUCGACAAUAUUUAAACGUAGGAUAAGUACCUAUUGGCAAAACCAGCCGGCGAUUUGUCGGCACCACGUCGGCGACACGACACUAAAUAUCGUUAAUGACUUACUUAGGCGAGGAGAGUUUGUAUGGUUGCGGCCUGACGUUUGCGUCCCGACCUGCCGACACCUCUCGCCUCUCGCCUCUCGCCUCGAGUUGCGCCGUUCGGCCGAGUCUCCUGCACAUAGCCUGGCUCUCUGUCCUAGGAAAGUCGUCAUGACUCCUGCCAGCUACGAGUACAGCUUGUGCAGCCAUGACACACACACGCUGAUGCGUUACAGUACCACCUUUUGCCACGCGCAGUUUUCACGGAAGGCAAUAUUUUCUAAGAAAAUCGCAUCGCUUGCACCGCGAGCGUCGAGAGGCUAGAGAGAGCUCGGCCGAGCGAAACUCUCCUAGUGGAAAUAGCAUUAUGUUUGUAUAUAACUAUUUGUUUCUUGUAGUAUAGACGAAUGAAAUAGAUAAUACCUGUGUAGAGCGCGCGGGGAGCGCGGGGAGUGCGCGGGGACUCCCCGCACUCCCCGCGCACAACGACAUCAUAUUUUUAGUAUAAUUUGAAUAUUGAUGAUCUCAUUUCGAUGUACGUCCUUCCAGUAAUGGUGUCAUUUUUUAUUUAAACUUUGGAAAAAUGUUCAAUCAAACCGUUAAUCCGGCGACCGCUUGUGACCGCUUGUGAUUAUUGCACUCACUUCUACAAAUAUGAAUACGUAAACAUUGGUUAUGUGAGUGGAAGCGAAUGUCCGCCUCCGAGCAACACCACACCGCUGUGACUGCUUUUUGGGACUCUAUUGUUUUGUGCGAUUAGUUAAGACAGUUGUUAGGUAAAUGUGGAUUGCGAGGAGGCGGAGAGCGGAGAGCGGAGAGCGGAGGGCGCGCGGAGCGGUUCGUGCCGUAGUGUGCAUGUGGACGGAUGACGUCAUUACUCGGGGGGCGCGGAGGGGCGCGGCGGACGCGGACACAAACCAAAAAGGAAUGUGUAGCGCGCGCGGCGGCGGCGCUCCACUUCUCACACAGAGUACAUUAUAUAUUUUUGUUAUAACUAUUGUAUUUAAUAAAAAUAAAUUGUUAAUUUAUUUUAUGGUGACGCGAAUGUGGUUUUUUAUUAUGUAACGCAUGAUGGGCGAGGCGGCGGCGGCGGCGGCGGCGGCGGCACAGGCACACGACGGCUGCGCCUUGUUUCCGUCCGGCCUGUGCUACCGAUGUGAUCAACUAUAAACAUUUUUUUACAUAAUAAUGCAAACACUAUCUUGUGUUAACUGUAUGUUAUCCUUAACUUAUUAUACAUAUAGUAUUUUACAUCAAUCUAUAUUUGUCACCGUCCACCAGCAAACACCGCCUUUCGGAAAUUAUAUAUCGAACAAAUGAUGAAAGUGACGUGUUAUAUUUUACGAUGAGUUGUCGUAUGAGUAGGGUCCGAGCGCGCCAACAGCUCGCAGGAUGUCGCGGGGUGUCCGCUAAAUGUCCAAGAUAGUGAGUGAACGUAUUUAUUAAGGAUAUAUAUAUGUUUUAAUGAAGAGGCGCCAGCUACUGUAGUGUUUAUAAUAAAGAUGAGAGAUAGGCGGUGGCGGCGGUGACCCACUGCCAGUUAGGUUCAGAGCGAGUCCGAGCCGAGCACCGUAGUGUCGCCGCACCGCCCUUACACCCCUUAUUUUCAAAUGCAAUAUAAUAUAUAUACAUUUGUAGUGGUUUUCUCUGACGAUACAUUCAUACCAGAGCCUGAAGUCGACAAUUAUCAUGGCAGUGGUAUUUCACGCUGAGUGUAUUUUCCUAGAAACGUGGAUGUUGUUGCAUUAGAAAUUCACAGAUCUGAAUCUCAUAAUUUUUGACCUGAGAUCGUUAGCAGUAAAUAUGUGGCGGGGUCGCCGCUUGCCUCAUGUCCCCUCACUAAUGUUCUGUGCCCGACUACAUUAUCCGCCAUUAACAGACCGACACUGGAAGCCAUAUGAUACAAAGCUUCGGAGCCGCCCGCCAAAUGUCGUAUAAAACCGCAAUAAACACUGUGCGCAGUGCGGAUUCUCCCCGCGACGCUCGCGCAUUCUCCCAAUUGCAAAUAUGAGGAGAACAAUAGUAGAAUAAAAUUUUAUGAGGAAAAUUAUUUAAAAAAAUGUAUACUGUGAGAAUGCGCGGCGCACGCCGCCGUCGCCGCCGUCGCCGCCCGCCGCCCGCCUACAUUCAUCUAUGUUACUGAGGGAACGCGGCAUAUGUAAGUUACUAUGUAAAAAGUUAUAGAAUUCAUUUAAUAAAAUUAUAAUUAAAACUG
Molecule: messenger RNA, 4074 nt
Organism: Papilio polytes (common Mormon)
Lineage: Eukaryota; Metazoa; Arthropoda; Insecta; Lepidoptera; Papilionidae
Product: max-interacting protein 1-like
Exons: 4
Biological process (GO): regulation of transcription by RNA polymerase II
Molecular function (GO): protein dimerization activity; DNA-binding transcription factor activity, RNA polymerase II-specific; RNA polymerase II cis-regulatory region sequence-specific DNA binding
Source: RefSeq, a predicted model, not a curated record